GCACUGGGGGCAGCUCUCCUGCCACAGCCCCUCACCCCCUGAAAAUGUACGCUUGCUCCAAGUUUGUUUCCAUCUUCUCCUUGGUCAGGAGCACUCAGCUGCUGAGCUGACCACUGUCUGCAUUGGAGUUGAAACGACCAGAGACACUGACAGAUGAGAGCCUCAGCAGCUUGGCAGUCCUGCGUCCCCUGAUCUCACUUGUCUCUAGCCGCAGCUUCCAAACCAGCGCCAUUUCAAGGGACAUCGACAAAGCAGCCCAGUUCAUUGGGGCUGGGGCUGCCACAGUUGGGGUGGCUGGCUCUGGGGUUGGGAUUGGGACUGUGUUUGGGAGCCUCAUCAUUGGUUAUGCGCAGAACCCUUCUCUGAAGCAACAGCUCUUCUCCUACGCCAUUCUGGGCUUUGCCCUCUCGGAGGCCAUGGGACUCUUUUGCCUGAUGGUGGCCUCUCCCAUCCUCUUGGCCAUGUGAAGGAGCUGUCUCCACCUCCCAUAAUUCUUUCUCCUGUGUCCCAUCUGUCCUGUAUGUUCCUUCUUCUAUA
Messenger RNA from Cynocephalus volans (Philippine flying lemur), 537 nucleotides. Its product is annotated as ATP synthase F(0) complex subunit C2, mitochondrial-like. Lineage: Eukaryota; Metazoa; Chordata; Mammalia; Dermoptera; Cynocephalidae. The record is from RefSeq and is a predicted model, not a curated record. Gene Ontology annotation, biological process: proton transmembrane transport; proton motive force-driven ATP synthesis. Gene Ontology annotation, molecular function: proton transmembrane transporter activity.